CCUACACUUAGUGCGGACUCGGUGUUGCGGGAAAGCAGCUUAGUCUUAUCUUAGUUGCCUCCCAGCUGGGCUGCAUUGGGCGAACAGACGCUCAGCACCUGCUCUCCCUCUCUCCAGCUUCUCAUCCUCCAAUUGCUGCGACAGCAAGCAAGUGGAAGGUUCAAAAUGAAGCUACUAGUAUUAUUAACACUAGUGGCUCUCGCAACAGCACAAGCAGGCCCGCCUGGCGAAAAGGGUUCCACGGGUGCACCUGGCCUCCCUGGAGCUGCAGGGACAUGCAGUGGAUCCUGCGGUGGUGACAAAGCCGGCGGUGGUGCUGGGGGAGCUGGCGAACCAGGUCCACAGGGACCAUCAGGUCCACCUGGACCACCUGGCCCACCAGGAAACUCUGGGCCCAGAGGUCAAGAAGGCAGAGUUGGCCCACCAGGAAGCCGAGGUGCUCAGGGACCAACUGGUCCAAGAGGUCCCCCUGGCUCUCCUGGUUCCCCUGGAAACACUGGACAAGACGGUUCUGAUGGAAAGAAUGGACUGCCUGGAACAUCAGGCCCACCUGGACCAACAGGAGGCCAAGGAGCACCAGGACCAUCUGGAAUCAAGGGGCCAGGAGGAGACCCCGGGACAGCUGGUAGAGACGGAGAGAGAGGAGAACCAGGAGCAAAGGGACCAGCAGGAGACCCCGGUGCACCAGGAGCACCUGGCAUACCUGGACCAUCUGGCCAAAGAGGAGAGCGCGGAGUGUCAGGACCUCAAGGAAGCGAUGGCCGUGAUGGAGCUGAUGGACACAGAGGAGAACCAGGACCGGCUGGACCGAGAGGCAAGGACGGAGUCCCUGGAGUACCAGGAAGAGGAGGGGCGAAGGGAACAGAUGGGGGACCAGGAGACCCUGGUAACACAGGAGAAAUAGGACAAAAGGGAGAUGGCGGAGAACCUGGCAGAGACGGAGACCGUGGACCAACUGGAAAUACUGGAAGUGUAGGCCCAGGUGGAUCUUCUGGAGCACCAGGGCAAACCGGACCGACUGGACCAACCGGACUGACAGGCCCACCUGGCGCACAGGGCAGCCCCGGACCCACUGGACCUCCUGGACCAGCUGGAGACAGCGGAGCACCAGGAAACAGUGGCUCGCCCGGACCAUCUGGCGACCCCGGACCUAUGGGAGCUCCAGGUACUGGUGGAGUACCCGGACAAGACGGAAACCCAGGGAAGAGAGGAAGACCUGGACGAGAAGGAACGCGUGGAGAGAGAGGACCAGCUGGACCUCGCGGUACUCCUGGUAACAGAGGAUUCAAUGGUAUUCCCGGACUGCCGGGCAAGCAGGGAGAAGCUGGAUCACCAGGCGAGGCUGGUGCACGGGGGUCUGCGGGAUCAAGAGGAUCGGCAGGAGAGUCUGGAGGAGCAGGCCCUCCGGGAGCACGUGGCGAGCGCGGAGGAGACGGAUUGCCUGGACGCAAUGGACAAGACGGAGAUUCCGGUGUACCAGGACGCGAUGGAACGCCAGGAGCACCAGGACUCUCAGGAGAGAGAGGUGCAGUAGGCCCACAGGGACUCCAGGGCCCAGGAGGUCCCCCUGGACCACCAGGAGAGAGAGGAGAUCGUGGAACCCCGGGAGAAGGAGGAGGACAGGGAGUACCAGGACCAGGAGGACCAUCUGGAGACAAAGGAGAUCCUGGUGACUCGGGCCCCGGAGGACCACAAGGAGAGGCUGGCCCAUCCGGCCCAGCUGGCAUUCCAGUGAGUCACAAAAACUGAUCUUGGUAGCUAGCAUGCCCAGUUUCACUAAACUUUUGAUCAUUGUGCAUAAAGCUGCACUGGUAACCGAAAUUGAAGCCAAUGACAGUGUGGAAUGUUGAAGACAUUGAGUGUUAUACCUCGUCCAUCCGUCCAGGGAAGACCAGGCUUGCCAGGCACCAACGGCCCACCAGGACCCCAGGGAGAUCUCGGCCCACCGGGACAAGGAGGCUCACCAGGAGACAACGGUGGACGUGGACCUCCAGGAGGACCAGGAGAUGCCGGAGCACAAGGAGAGCCGGGCCCUCAAGGAGGUGCCGGAGAACGUGGUCCACCAGGAGAUGAUGGAAAAGAUGGUAACCCAGGAUCUGAUGGGCGAGAGGGACCACCUGGCAUUCCCGGACCAUCCGGUUUACCUGGAGAGGCUGGUCCCGGAGGGGCACCAGGUGGUCAAGGACUGCCAGGACCACAAGGCCCCAGUGGACCACAAGGAGCACAGGGCGACCCAGGCUCCGCAGGCCCCUCCGGACCCCCAGGAAUCGAGGGUCCCCCCGGAGAGAACGGCCGACCAGGGGACGAUGGAGAGGCAGGAGACAGAGGCCCCAUGGGAGAACCAGGCCCCGGCGGUCCCGUCGGUCCACCAGGUGUCUCCGGACUCCCAGGAGCCCCCGGUUUCCAGGGCCCGGAGGGAGAGCCUGGAGUUGCUGGACCGCGUGGAGACAGAGGUGAUCCUGGAGAGAAUGGACGUCCUGGCAACAACGGCCUGCAAGGACCCCCCGGAGAUAACGGCAGUGGAGGGCCAAAGGGAGACGGUGGACAACCCGGACCACCUGGAGGAGGUGGUCAAACUGGGGCACCUGGACAGCCUGGACAACCUGGUCUCCAAGGAGGACAGGGUCCCCCGGGAUCGAAUGGAGGACCUGGACAGCCUGGAUCAGAGGGUGACGGCGGUGACCCUGGAGAACCUGGGCCAACUGGAAUGCGUGGUGGCCCCGGAGGACCUGGUACUCAAGGCCCGAAGGGAGACAGAGGAGACCCUGGUGUGCAGGGAGAUGAUGGAGAUGCAGGUCCCCGUGGACCAGUCGGCACCCCCGGAAACGACGGUGCUCCCGGUCGACCUGGAGACAGGGGAGGCACCGGUGGACCAGGAGGUACUGGACCCCCUGGACAAACUGGUGCAAACGGAGAUGACGGAGGACCUGGCCAAAAAGGAGCUUCGGGAGUACAGGGACCAAUGGGGACACCUGGAAUGCCAGGACGCAAUGGAAAUGACGGAACACCAGGAGACAAUGGAGAUUCAGGACCACAAGGAGUACAGGGCCCUCAGGGAGACGCAGGGCCAGGAGGUCCCAGCGGACCAGCUGGACCCCCAGGACACCCAGGUGCUGCUGGCUCAGUGGGAGCACCCGGACCAGCUGGACGACCUGGAGAUCAGGGAGAACGUGGCGUUGAGGGACAAAAGGGAGACAGGGGAGAGGAGGGCAGAGUUGGAUCAACCGGACGAGAAGGACCCACUGGACCUGCUGGCCCAGCUGGACCAAAGGGAGACAAGGGGUUCACAGGAGCUCAGGGUGUCAAGGGUCCACCUGGCUCACAUGGAGCAGUCGGCCCCCGCGGUCCUUCAGGUCCCCACGGCACCAACGGAGCAAGGGGUCAACAAGGUCCCCCCGGUCCCCCUGGGAACGAUGGUCUCCCAGGAGCUAACGGCCCACCAGGUCCAGCAGGCCAACAGGGAGCUGAUGGUCGCUCCGGUGACAAGGGACACCCUGGACCCGCAGGACCACAAGGAGACGCCGGUCCUCCUGGAUAUUGUACCGGCUGCACAGUCAGCUCCUCUGGGAAGCACUUUUACAUCGGACAACCAGGGGACGAGAGGGCCACCUACGGCUCAUCGGACAACCCAGCUGUCUCCUGCUACGACCUCCAUCUUGAUCACAAGCUUAAAAACAAUACCCAGCAUUACAUCGAUCCCAACGGUGGUAAAGUUGAGGAUGCUAUCAAGGUAACUUGCAGACAGAUUGCCAGCCAAUGGUCAACAUGCCUAAAUCCAGAAGACCCUGAUCAACCAGUUCGGUACCAAAUCUGGUCGUUGAGCAUGCACAGCCAAAAAAUCAUACAAACUAUCAACGAUUGCAGUGAGGAGAAGUCAAGCAAGGACGACUCACUGCACACCACUGUAGACAAGUGCCGACAAACCGUCACAACCGAAGUACCAUUCACUGUGGGAACGGAAGGAGAAAUCUGCUUUGUCUAAACUUCCCACUACGUUCAGAUGAUUCCAGUUUGCUCACUUCUGGAUUAUGCCCACAAAACUAGAACUUUUAGUCUACAAGUCUUUCCUAGUGUGUGUUUCUAAUAAGUGACAGUGUACUUGUAUCAUACAUAUACAACCUGUAUGUCUCUUCCUGUAUUGUGUUAUGUAUUAUAUCAGACACAGUAGGCAUGGCAGUACAACAACAAAAUCACUCUUUCCUGACUUUCUCUAUUUAGUGCCCAU
Messenger RNA from Geodia barretti, 4225 nucleotides. The record is from the annotation of a GenBank genome assembly. Lineage: Eukaryota; Metazoa; Porifera; Demospongiae; Tetractinellida; Geodiidae.